Messenger RNA from Serendipita indica DSM 11827, 6012 nucleotides. NCBI's taxonomy places the organism in Eukaryota, Fungi, Basidiomycota, Agaricomycetes, Sebacinales, Serendipitaceae. The record is from the annotation of a GenBank genome assembly.
AUGGGUGCUGCUGCCUCUCAGUGCAGCUGCAUUUCCGCAAAUGACUCUGAAGACGUCCGGACGAGCAAGUCGAUUGAUCAUUCGCUCCGAGAGAUAUUGCUACUCGGGAGUGGCGAGUCUGGCAAGAGCACCGUCCUCAAGCAAAUGCGUCUCAUCAACAAUAUUCCCUUUACCGAGAAUGAGCGCGAGGCGUACCGCGUGCAAAUCUUCUACAAUCUCGUCAACGGCAUGCGUUCCCUUCUAGACGCUCUCCGGGAACUCGCGCCUCUCGAGACUGAGGAAGCGUCACAAGCUACACAGAAUCCGAUCCACCAAGUCCCUGUCCACUCGCACGCUAUGCACCAUCACCGACCUGGUGUCGUUUCGCAUAAUCCACCCCCACCCGUCUUUCCAAACGCAAAUGUCAAGCCACGCAAGCCAUUAUUUGGUCCAGUCCCGCCCAUGAGCCCUAGUCCCACCCCACCGGAAUCGACCGACUCGUUGGCGACCGAUGAGACUGAAGGGGAGACUGAGGGGCGGAAAGAGGACCCACAGUCUUCGUCUUCACAAGCACAACAAAUCAAAGAGCAGGAAGACGAAGAGUCUAGAUCUCGGUCGCCGUCCAUUUCGCUCAACUUGUUCGCUUCCGGCAGUCUUACGCCACGGCAGCUUUCACUCUUACACGAGCUCAACUACCCACCCGACCUCCGUCCUGGGCAACCAUUCCCAAUCGAGUUUGAGGCUGUUUUGCGCGAGUGCUGGUGGGGGGUUACGCCAGAUGAAUACGCGGCGCUCUUUGACCAGCACCGUCGACAGGCGACGCCAUCGGAAAUGAAACUGACACCGACACUUCCCGGUGCCGGCGCUCAAUUGGACAGGAUAGCCAUCGAGUCGGGGGUUGCCAUCCCAGACAACUUGCCCUACCUCUUUAGCUCCCCGCAACGCCUGGCCAGCUUUUUCCACCCAGACUAUAUGCCCACAGACGAGGAUAUUCUACGCUGUCGAGGCCGCACCACUGGCAUUCAGGAGACUGUAUUUCAUCUCGGAAAGGACAUAGGGGGUGCUUUAAAGGCCGGUGCUGGGGCGGGUGCAAAUCAAGAUGCCAGAAGACGGGACCAAUUGCAGCCGCUCAAAGUUGCAGUCGGCAAAACUAAAUUACAUUUGGUCGAUGUCGGUGGUCAGAAGAGCGAGCGACGAAAGUGGAUACAUUGUUUCGAAGGGGUUACUGCCGUUCUAUUCCUCGUCGGGCUUAAGCUGAAACUCCCCAAGGGGCUCAUCGAGGAUUCGACCGCGAAUCAGAUGCAGGAUGCCAUGUCCCUUUGGGACGGUGUCUGCUCGAGCCAGUGGUUCAAGAAUACCGCAUUGAUACUUUUCCUUAACAAGACCGACUUGUUCGCGGAGAAGAUUGGCAAAUUUCCAAUCAGAACGUAUUUCCCAGACUAUGGUGGAGACGAUGACGAUGCUGAUGCUGCCCGGGAAUAUUUUCGAAAACGAUUUCUAAGAAUAGCCGUCAAAGCUACACGCAACAUGAACAACGCUGCGGCGAAUGCAUCGAAAAAGUCUGCUAGUCACGAACCGCUUUCGUCACGGGCAAAGUCGACGAAGAGCAAUUCAUUCUCAAAUUCGCUGGAUAACAGGGAUACAAAGCGGAAAAAGCAGAGCAUGCACGGCGACUUGAGUCCAACCGCCACCACUGGGACCGCUGGGACAACGACGAUGAGCUCGCAUGGGCAGUCGACACUUACACCUAGCACGGCCCCAACCUCAAACUCGUCCCCGCGCUCCAAGGACAAGGGCAAAGGACGGGCGACGGGGGAAGCGCUGGAAAUGGGCCAGCGCCCGUCGCCUACUGCUGGCUCUUCGCGCUCUCGAUCUGGACUGCUUGAGGAACGAGAGCGUAAAGAGUCUUCACGAACUGCCCGGACGCGCCAGGACAGUGUGGGUCAAAAUGCGACACUCGAUUCGACGGGCAGGAGAAGCGCACCCAAGGAACUCUCUGUGGGCAUGUCGAGUCUGCCAAAGAGUGCGACGGGUGGGUCUGCGGUGGGCAAAGGUCGAUUUGUAUAUACGCAUUUUACAAAUGCGACGGAUACGGAUCAACUGCGAGUCGUCAUCCUUGCAGUCUGCGAGAUACCGGCAACAGCGAGGCGCGCGUCGUAUUAUAGGCACAUGGCCCAUACGAACCAAAUCUCGUUUGGCUUUACUGUCCCCUCGCAAGGAAACGAGUUUAUGAACCGGAAUCCACCAAACCAGGGCAAGAUUCGAAAAAGGUCAUCAGAGGAUGACGAAGAUGGCGAUGAAGCUGCGAUGAUCAACGACGACGACGAUGAGGAUGACGAAGAGUAUGGAGAGGACGGCGAAUAUCUACCUGACCACGCUGAUGGUCGGGUGAGUCGACAUUCCCUUGCUGGUAGUGAUCCGUCCAAUGCGAAAAGUGGGAAUCACUACCAGCUGAGCAUCCCCUCUGGUGAUCACUCUGGUCUUGGGAGGAGCGCCAGUACGGGUAGUCAUCCAAAGGAUCACCCAGCCGGUGGGAGCGGGUCCAAGUCUGCAAAACCAAUUGUAUUAGGACCAGACGGCCAACCACCGCCCAAGAAAAAGCGAAGAAGGCAAGCCUUGAGCUGUACCGUUUCUCUUUCUCCCUCUCUUUCUCCGCUCAUUGUGCAAAUGCUAAUUCCACCCAACGACGCGCACGACAAUGCCCUUCAACUCGUCCUGUCACCUCUGUCACCCAACGUGACGUUCACCGUCUCCUCCGUAUGCGAUGGACAACUCUCGAUUCGAAUUGGCGAACAAUGCCACUCUCGCGAUGCGCCCAACCUUGGCCACGGUUCCUCACUCAGUGACAAGUUUGUGACGAGGAAAGAGUACGACGAGAUCAAGGACUCCCUCAGUCGCUUGGAGAACAUCCUAUCAAGCACGGGCGGUGAACGAUUACCAGGCACAACAACCGAGCAGGUUGCGAUUAUCGUCGACAAGGUCAAGAAGCAAGCGGGCUUGUUAGGAAAGGUUAUCUCCGCCACGAACUCGAACACGGGACCCCAGCCCAUCAUGGUCAAUCAGCACCAACAAUCACAGAACCACAUGACGCACCCGGAGAAAUCUUACGAUACAUACGAUACGACCGACCGAUUGGAUUCGUCAAUGUUCCAAUCUGGGCCCAGUGGCAUCCAGUCUCACCAUCAUCACCCGGCUCGGAACCGAGCGAUGAUAGAUCCGACGUUUGGCAAUGGCACGGGGAUUGGCGAUCUGCCUACCGCGGGAAACAGUCUCGGACAUAGUGGCCCUAUGCGCCACGGUUCCAACUCGACAACGAAUGGACCCACAGGACUAGGGUAUGCGUACCCUCAGUUUGCACUCAACGUUCCCUCACAAUCGCCGCGGAGUGAUGACGGGUUUUACGGACGCCCACACUCCGGUUCCGUCUCCUCCCAAGCUCAGCCAUAUGCUGGGCAUUCAUCACAACGUUCAUCCUCUCAGCAACAUGGAAACCAACAUCACAUGCUACCAUCACCUUCGCAUACCCUUUCCCCAUUCUCGGCGACUGCACCCACUAUGUCCGGGCCCUUCCACCCACUCGCAUCACAAUCCUACCACCGAAGCGGGCCUAAUGUUGGCCCCACCGGGAGCGUGGAUCUUGGUGGGCUUGUCGUUGAAGACCAGUCGUCGAGUUCACUCCUACGCGCGGGGCACCUCUCAACUUCCUCACUCUCGACACUUGCACAUGUCGCAAACUCGACGCGUCCUGGGUUAUCGCUGAUUCCACCUCAUUCGUCUCCCGUCCCUAGUACUGGGGCAGAGUAUCCUGUUUCGUCAACUCCAUCUGUAGGCACAGUGACCCUUGCACCUAUCACGGUCGAGAGUCAGACGCGUGGCUCAGCCAACUUGCCGGGAACACACGGUCCACCCGUGGAGUUGACCGUAAUGCCCCCUCCGAUACUUCCGCCGGAGACAACGGGUGCAAAGGAGGCGGAGAUGAAGCGGAUUUUGCAGGCAAAUUUGCCAAGGAAAGAAAUUUGCGAUCGACUUGUCGCUCAUUACUUUGAGAAGGUCGAAUGGUCACUCACUCUUCUUCACCGUCCGACUUUCAUGCGUGCCUAUGAAUCAUUUUGGCUCCUCGACGAAUCGCAGCGUUGUAGGGUGGUCUUGUCGACCCCCGCAACGUCGACCACCAACUGGGGGACGGGAUUCCGCGCCUCAUUUCUGCCUCCAACCUCUAGCUACAGUGGCUCCAAGUAUGCUACUGCGGCCGCACAGGCAAGCAGUGCUCAACAGCAGACCUCAUCGGCUACCGAAUCGUCUCGCCAGCCACUUCAAAACUCUGUUACGCCAUCAUGGAUCUCCCUUUUGUUUGCCGUUCUCUGUGUCUCAUUGGAGAAGAUGGGGUUCUUCAAUUCCAAGGUGGUCGGAAUCACGGCUGUAGACGACUACAGAACCCAGUGCCGCUCAUUGUACGAUGCGUCGCAGCGCAUUAUGGUCGUCAUCGAUUUUGUCAAGUCGCCUUCAUUGGAGAUUGUCCAGGCCCUUGUUUUGCAUACGCAUUGUCAUCAGUCUCUCUCGACAACCAACCCUGAUGCCAAAAUUGCCACCAUUGUUUCCGCUGGUAUCCGCGUCGGGAUGAUGAUGGGACUCAACCGCCUCCCCCCGGAAUCCCAAGAGACGACGCGUCGUCCCGGAUUCCUAAAAAGAGAGUUGGGGAGGCGAGCGUGGUGGAACCUGAUUGAGAGAGAUUGGAACCUUGGGUCCCAAGUUGGUCGAGCAUAUACAAUUCAUUCGUCGCAAAACUUCACAGAAGAACCAAAUAAUACAAACUGGCAAGAUCUUAGUGCACGUAGUAGUGCGACACCCUCUCCACCCAGAGGGACCUGGACUAACUCUUCGUGCUUCCUUGCACGUAUCGACCUCGCGCGGUUCAACAAAGACAUGACUGAUCAAUACAACACCUGCGAAGGUGUUUCUUACGAUCAAAUGUUGAAGCAAGAAGCCGCGCUGCAGGAAACGGUCCUUCGAUUGCCGCCUCAGCUUCACACUGCCGACUCGGUUGCCGAGGAAGAAAAUCCCCAGAUUCAGUGGGAUCGUAUCCACAUCUCCUUCCUUUAUCACUACACUAUAAUUAUGCUACACCGGCCAUAUCUCGUUGCAUCGCUUUUGGAGAGCCGAACGUCGGACGGAACCCCAAGCAACCGCGCUACACUGCACCAAAAGACGCUGGAAACCUGCGUUCGCUCGGCAGAGGUCAUCUUGAACGGAUUGGAGGAGGCCAAAUCCGCCAAUUACCCUGGUCUUGCAUGGUGGCAAACAACCAUCUAUUGCUACACGGCCGCCCUUGUCCUGCUCAUCGAGAGAUGGUAUACGGCCGAAGCUAAGCCAGGUUCGCUCGAAUCCGAAGAUGCCGAAGAACGACGACGCAAGAUUGUUGCGACCAUUGGUCUCCUUCAAGACCAAGGGGAUUCCAUCGAACUAUUUGCAUUGGCUGCCAAUGCCAUCGACUCGCUCCUGGACGCAACGACGUCUGCACGCCGUAAAGCAAGGAGGCACGCUCGCAAAGCUAUGGAUCUAAAUGAUGUCGUUAAUCCCGUUAACGUCUCGACCCGUACUUUGGCGGGCGGGAACACGCCACCGUUCGUUCGCGAGUGGAUUGAACGACCGACGACACCUCUUCCUGGCAGCGAACAACCCGUUGUCGACCAGCCGCCAUCUCUAUCGACACUCGAACUUUCUCCUGGAGCUCCACUUCUUUCGGAUGCGUCCUAUGAUUCGAAGUUCUGGGCCCGUGUCUUUGACAUGGAAUUUGAAGACAAACCGGAUUCGAUGGCCACCUUCUUCACUGCGGAGAGUUCUGAUGAAGAGGACGGCCAAGCACCGGAGGAUGUCGAGCAAACGUCUGUACCGUGGGAAGAACAGCAAGCUGUCUCUGCUCACACCGAGGGCAAUUAUGGAAAAAGCGCAAUCUGGGACCAAGUGUCUGGCUCGCUCGGAGGUAUGGACCUCGAUGCGGGUUGGAAACCUCAGCCAUACGACCGUUCGACUUAG